UUUAGUUCACGCCGAGGUCUCAUUGGAAGAGAAAGUCGAAGAUUAUUUAGCGCACUGUUUAUGCUCCAGUAGCUGUCUUUAAUUUUUUACCCAGACAGAACAAUCCCAACUCUUUGACAAUGGCUUUCACCAAAGGUCCUGCCUACGGGUUAUCAGCGGAAAUAAAAAACAAGAUCGCACAGAAGUACGACCCUCAAAAGGAGGAGGAGCUGAGGAUCUGGAUCGAAGACGUCACUGGCGCUUCCAUCGGGCCCGACUUCCAGAAAGGCCUGAAGAAUGGAGUCAUUCUGUGCAAUCUUAUCAAUGAACUUGCCCCAGGCUCUGUGAAAAAGAUCAACCAGUCUGCGCUGAACUGGCAUCAGCUGGAGAACCUGACAAACUUCACCAAAGCCACCACAAUGUACGGCCUGAAGCCUCACGACAUCUUCGAAGCCAAUGACCUGUUUGAGAACGGCAACAUGACGCAGGUCCAGACGUCACUGCUCGCACUCGCUAGCAUGGCUAAGACUAAGGGCAUGCAGUCUCGAGUGGACAUCGGGGUGAAGUACGCUGACAAACAGGAGAGGAUGUUUGAUGAGGAAAAGAUGAAGGCUGGACAGUGCGUCAUUGGCCUGCAGAUGGGGACCAAUAAGUGCGCAAGCCAGGCAGGUAUGAACGCAUAUGGCACCAGGAGGCAUUUAUAUGACAGCAAAGCUGCAAUCCAGCCUCCCAUGGACAACACAACCAUCAGCCUGCAAAUGGGAACCAACAAGGGAGCGAGCCAGGCUGGUAUGACAGCUCCAGGGACAAGGCGUGCCAUUUACGACGAAAAAAAACUGGGCACCGCCAAGUGUGACAACAGCACCAUGUCCCUUCAGAUGGGUUACAACCAGGGAGCCAAUCAGAGCGGCCAGAACUUCGGCCUGGGACGGCAGAUCUUCGACGCCAAAUACUGUAGAGCAGGAGAGGUUGCAGAUGAUCAGAACGGAGGAGGUGCCCCCCACGAGUACAUCCCAGAUUUCCAAGACGAGGGUUACCAAGGUUACCAAGAAGAAGAGCCGGUGUACCAGGAGGACGGGACAGAUUACUAGAAAAAAGGAAGAAAGGAGCUGAGGAAGGGAAAGAGCAGAGAGAAACUGUUAUUUUUAUAUACACAGGAUGUUGCACCUUUUUGGGGGAUCAUCCUUUUUAGUAUUGUAUGAAAUUGUUUUCCUACCCCUGUUUGUGCAAAAACCGAUGUUACACAUAUCAUGAUGAACUGCAUUCCUGUGACUUUUGUAUUUAAAGUGACCACAAAAGCCAAUCUGUUUGGCUUAGCUAGUUUUCUAUCCCAGGGAUUUUUUUUAAAGUGCCAAAGCCCUUGUUGGGUUUUUUUUUCCCUUUUCCUCAGUGUUUUUGCUGACUGAUUAGUUGCAUUAAGGGAGAUCCCCAGGUUUUUGUAAGGGCAACAUGAAAUUAAAAGUGAAACAUUAGGGAGUUGAAUACAAAAAAAAACAUUUUUAAGAAUCAUGCUUUGAUCAAAACACCCACGCUUGUGUUUAUCUGUAAUCUCUGUAUGAAAACAUAAUUCCUGUGAAUGAGAAUGUACAUGUGUCUUGGUUUUCCCCUCAGUAUUGGUCAUUUGCGAACACUUUAGUUGUUCAGAGAGAUUAGGGAACAAUUUCUUUUUCGAACAAACUAGUCUUACCUUUUCAUACUGUAUCUUUUCUCAUUCAUUUCACUGUUUUUUCUUUUUUUUUUAAUGGAGGAAAUAUUUCCCUUGUUUGCAUAACCAGUACAACUGGAGUUAAGCUUGUUUUCUUUGGACAGUGGGGGAGUGGAAACAAAAACACAAAGUUGAGUUUUGAACAUUCCAAGCAAGAAUACUGGAUUCUUCUUUCUUUUUGUCAGUGAGUAGUAAUGUUUAAGUUAAUCAAUCUUAAUUAUUGGAUGAUAUGCAAACCAAUCAUAUCAUUUGAUCAUUCAAGAUUAUUAUUUAUGCAUAUUUUUGAUUUGAAUGGGGGCCGUUUUGUACCUUGUCUCUGAAAAACAUUUAGUAUUGGACUGUACUUUCAAAGAAAAGUUUGAAUUGAAGUAUGCUUUUGUGAAUACGGUGUAAUAAAGAUGUGUAUUCAUU
Molecule: messenger RNA, 2095 nt
Organism: Centropristis striata (black sea bass)
Lineage: Eukaryota; Metazoa; Chordata; Actinopteri; Perciformes; Serranidae
Gene: cnn2
Product: calponin 2
Exons: 7
Coding region: 120-1070 (316 amino acids)
Biological process (GO): actomyosin structure organization
Molecular function (GO): actin binding
Source: RefSeq, a predicted model, not a curated record